AUGGCGGAACCUACGCCAUGGCAAUGGGUUGCAGUAAUCAGCACCGAAGACUCUGGAAUAGAGCGACGUCAGAGGAAGCGAAGAUUUAGGACGAACGUUCAGCAGCAAAGGCGAGGGAAGACGGGAGCAUUAAAUUCAGGGUCAAUGGGAAAGAAGAAAGACUACAAGUGGUUGCUAGAGAGGGGAAGAGGGCGAGGGCGAGGGCGAGGGCGAGGAGGAAAGAGCGUUGCACGACGACCUGGAGAGCGAGAGACGAGGAAGGCACGACGCCGUGGUAGUAGUACCGGGUACCUGGGGAAGGAAGACGCGACAAAACAUGAUUGGGAGCAACAUUUGCACAACGGGGCCGUCAGCCCUAGACACUUAGGGGCGGGCUCCGGGCAGUCGUCAUCUCAGCAGACGACGGAUUUCCACUGCAUCCACGCGCAGACUACUCGCCAGCCACUCACACGCCCCAGCUUCCCUCAGCCCGGAGACCGCAGACACGGCCAUCGGGCAUCCUCAACCACUGGAUCCCUUGCGCUGAAUCCUGCUAGUCUCCAUCAUCUCGUUUCCAACCCGCACAACCGGGCGCCGGCAGCUGUCACAGAUCCAAUCAGCCACUGCCGACCUGCUGCCUCGUCCUGUGACAAGCCGGCGCCACCCAACUGA
Messenger RNA from Bipolaris victoriae FI3, 651 nucleotides. RefSeq lists its product as hypothetical. The record is from RefSeq and is a predicted model, not a curated record. The transcript has 3 exons. Lineage: Eukaryota; Fungi; Ascomycota; Dothideomycetes; Pleosporales; Pleosporaceae. The coding region runs from base 1 to 651 and encodes 216 amino acids.